Molecule: messenger RNA, 1200 nt
Organism: Leishmania braziliensis MHOM/BR/75/M2904
Lineage: Eukaryota; Euglenozoa; Kinetoplastea; Trypanosomatida; Trypanosomatidae
Exons: 1
Coding region: 1-1200 (399 amino acids)
Cellular component (GO): proteasome regulatory particle, lid subcomplex; nuclear proteasome complex; cytoplasm
Source: RefSeq, a predicted model, not a curated record
AUGUCUGACGUAUCGAGCACGUUUCCCUGGGCAACGGUGGAUGCGGCGCUGGCGCACGGCGAUGCAAGUGGUGCUGCUGCCACCGCAUUAGAGGGCUUGCGUGCUUCUCCGUUCGACAGACGCGAGCAGUUCUUCUCUCAGUUAUCUUUGGCGCUCCUACCCCGUGCACGUGCGCCAGAGACCGCUAGCUGUGUCGCGGAGGCAUGCGAGGCACUCUGGGGAAUGCCGGAGUUCCGCUCAAAUCGGACAUCCGCCUCCAGCGUGACGGGCGAAGCGCUGCUGCUUGCGGUGGUUUUGGCGACGGCCUACACAACGGUUGACAAGCUCGAAAAAGCGAUUGCAUUCGAUGCGGCGGUUCUGCAGUCCUCUGCAUUUUUCACGUACGAAGGACUCACCCCGCUGGAGCGCCUGGCCUGCGUCGCCCGCGUCCUGAAGGCUUCGCGAAUCACCGCGGACCCGCGUCACACGGACUCGGCGGUGCAGAAGGGAAUGUCGCUCUACCACGGGAUCGCCGACCGGGCGCGUUACGAAAGCGGUGACGACGAGGUACAACGCCAUCGCCACGCGGUUGUGUGCACCUACCUCCUCGAGCUCGGCUUGUAUCGCCAAGAACGCCACGAUUACCUGCGUGCCUUUCAGUCCUUUUUUGCCCUGCACGAAAACAGAGAAGACGCGGUGGUGCUUCAGCGCUCUGCACUCUGUGCUUUGUGCGUUCGCGCGAGUGAGGCAGAGAGGCAGGCAGCGCUGUACAGCGUCACGCUGCGCGGCAAAGACGCUUUUCUCACACCGUCGCUGUACCAUUACGUGCAGGUGGCAUACAAUGGCCAGCUUUUUAGCGCUGCUGACGUGGAGGGCGUCUUGGCAACUGCCGGGCCCUACUUGCCACAAUCGAUUCUUCGCAGCGCUCUGCGCGAACACAACAUCAUCAUUCUCGCCAAGACAUUCGAGUGUGUGCACUGGCGCUCCCUCUGCGUGCACAUGGAUGACGAGGGCAUCACAGAGGGUGAGUUGUACGACCUUCUCGUGUCUAUGGUGCAGGCACAACGAGUCAGCGCUGCAAUUUAUCAGGACACCGGCUUCAUUGAAUUUACCAACACCGCCAAGGCACACGCGCAAAUCACCGACACCGACGCAUUCAACCGCAUUUCAGCGGCAGCGACGGCAAUCGGCAAGGCACGCCCUGAGCUGCUGCUAGUCUGA